Messenger RNA from Varroa destructor (honeybee mite), 1108 nucleotides. RefSeq lists its product as uncharacterized. NCBI's taxonomy places the organism in Eukaryota, Metazoa, Arthropoda, Arachnida, Mesostigmata, Varroidae. The record is from RefSeq and is a predicted model, not a curated record.
ACGUAAGUUGUGCAGGAGUUUUGUUUUUGUUGCUCUAAGAAUGCGGAACGUUACGAGUGACCGUACUGGCGGGAAUAUUUCUCUGUCCUUGUGAUGUAUAAUAUGAUUCAGCGGAACCAUUAUUGCAUUGCGUACUAGUUGGUCAUAUGCAUUGCUCUGGAUAAAAGGUGUACGUUAGGUAUAUAAUGUUAUACGGCGCGGGACCCUGACUGAUCAACGCUAGUGUUAGUAAAAAUCAGCAUUUUAUCAAUUGAAUGUGCUGUUAUGGAUAACCACGGAACCAGUCAUCGACAUUCACAGUUACCGAAAACCGGUGGAACUCCUGCUACUACCAUCACUCGUGGAAGCGGUCGCGGUGCUGGAAUGAAGUAUGCGCCGAACGCAACCCCCAGGGGUGGUCAACAGAAGGGCCCCUCAUCUCGAGUUAUUAACCGAACAUAUCAGUCACAAAUUAGAUGCACCGUUGAAUCUUGCAGAAGCCGGAUGAACGAACCGCGCAAGCUUUUCUACCCGAUUCCGACAGCGCCAGGCACUCGCAAAAUAUGGACAGAUCUCAUCCGGCGUCACAGCUUAGGUUUCGGUCCGAUUUCCACGAACUACGUUUGCUCUGACCAUUUUUCGACUGAUCAAAAGCUGCCAAACGGCCACCUCAAGGGCAACGCUGUUCCAAAUAUAUUUAGUGUUCAACGGAGAGGAAUUGUGGAUUGCCUAUACUGCGGAAUGUCAUUUGAAAACCGUGGUCGACUCCAUUCGCACGAUUCGAUUGAUUGUUCGAUUCUCUUCUGGUGUAAUGCACGACAGAUACAUCUUCAUGAAAGUCGCCGCUGGAAACUUGAAUGUGAAGUCGAGUCCGUCCCCCCGAGUUCACUAUACGACGGCAAGUCGAGUUGUAAGGACUGCGAGAGGCGCAAUGAGGUCUACGAACAGAUGGAAGGACUUCGCCGAGAUAUCACACAGUUGACGAACGAAUUGAACGAGUUCACGGAAGUACAGCUUGGAGGACGGCUUCAAUUGAACUUCCCCACUCCGUGCGAAGAAACGUUUGCCAUUUCUGAUGACAAAACACAAACAAUUCAGACUGAGAGUGAAAUUUCUUGAGAUAUUGCUU